AUGGCGGAACCGGAAGAACUCGAGGAGGAUCUCUUCGCUGAUCUUUAUGACGCCGAUGAAUCGACCAAUCGCGCAACUUCUGCGGUAGAGACCGCAAAGCCUGCCGAACCCGCUGCUUCGGCUAUCCCUGCAGAGCCUACUGGAGAUGCGCCUAUCCAGAGCUACGAGGACUCGCAUGUCGAUACAUACCCUGCGCAAGCCCCUUCUCAGAUGGAGUACGGCAUGGGCUAUCAGAAUGGUCAUAAUGGCGCCUCCGCUACCCCCGUACCUGCUCCGGCGGAUAACGACAAUCAUGGAACGGGAAUCAAGGAAGAUGGGAAAAUGUUUAUCGGUGGCUUGAACUGGGAAACAACAGAUCAAUCUCUUCGGGACUACUUCUCGCAGUUCGGUGAUGUUCAAGAGUGCACUGUCAUGCGAGAUAGCGCUACUGGCCGUUCGCGUGGCUUUGGUUUUCUGACCUUCCGGGACCCUAAAACUGUGAACACGGUGAUGGUGAAGGAGCAUUACCUGGAUGGCAAGAUUAUCGAUCCCAAACGUGCCAUUCCUCGUGAUGAACAGGAGAAGACUAGCAAGAUAUUCGUCGGCGGUGUCAGCCAAGAGGCAACCGAACAGGACUUCAAGCAGUUCUUCAUGCAAUUCGGCCGUGUGAUCGAUGCCACUCUCAUGAUCGACAAGGAUACUGGACGUCCCCGUGGAUUCGGUUUCGUGACUUUCGACAGCGAAGCCGCCGUCGAAAAUGCUCUCUCUCGGCCGCUUGAGAUCUUGGGUAAAACCAUCGAGGUGAAGAAAGCUCAGCCCCGUGGUAACCUGCGAGACGAGGACCGAGGCCGUCGCGGCGGCCGUGACAACUUCCGCGACAUGAGCCAAGGAGACAACGCCCAGCAGCAGGGAGGACAGCAAGGCAUGACCGGUGGCAUGACUCCCCAAAUGAUGGCUCAGUACUGGCAGCGUAUGCAGCAAUACUUUGCUAUGAUGCAGCAACAGAUGGCUGUGGCCGCAGCUUCGGGCCAAGGCGGCAUGAACCCCGCCAUGAUGCAGGGCAUGAACCCUGCUAUGAUGCAGCAAAUGCAACAGAUGCAACAGAUGCAAAUGAAGCAGCAAAUGGGUGGUGGCAACCAGCAACAGGGUGGCAUGAGCCCCAACCCGCAAAGCCCCGGUUCUCAACAGAACAUGCAAAACAUGAUGACCCCGGCCAUGAUGCAGCAGAUGCAAAACCAGGCCCAGGGCGGUGGCAACGGUGGUGCUAGCCCCGGUCCCAAUGCCAACUACAACCGCCAGUCAGGCAGUGCUUCCGGUGCUGCUGGUGCUGCUGGUGCUAACGCCCCGGGUGGCCCCGGCUACAAUGCUCAGGAACAGAUUGCCUUCGAGCAGCAGAAGUACGAGCACCAGCAGGUUCGCCGCGCCAUGGAGAAUCGUGCCUUCUCGCCCUAUCAGCAGGGUGGCCCAACCUCGUGGGAGGGCAUGUACGACGAGGUGCCUCAGCCUAAUAUUCCCACUGGACCUCAAGGCAUGGCUCGCAGUGGCAGCAUGGGACGCGAAUCGGGAUCCACUCCCCAGCCGAGCGCUGCUCCGGCCAACGCCCCUACUGGUCCCCGGAACGCCGGCAAGCCCGGUGCUAACUAUCGCGGGGGUGGUCGUGGAGGACAAUCUCGUGGUUACCACCCCUACUCUCGUUAG
This is a messenger RNA of Penicillium cinerascens, 1677 nucleotides long. Its product is annotated as RNA-binding protein. Bases 1 to 1677 code for a protein of 558 amino acids. Gene Ontology annotation, molecular function: RNA binding. The transcript has 6 exons. The record is from RefSeq and is a predicted model, not a curated record. Lineage: Eukaryota; Fungi; Ascomycota; Eurotiomycetes; Eurotiales; Aspergillaceae.